GCCAAAGUGGGACGAUCCGGGUGCUGUGGACAGUUCGGUUCGAGAUUGCCAUUGCACGCGCCGGCUCUCUUGACCCAGCUGGCAACAAGAUCGAGUGCGAAGUUCAUCCAUUUGCGAAUCGGACAUGCAGUGGUUUGACCGCUGGCGCCGGUCGUCGCUCUCGUCGUCGCUCGGGCCGCGCUCGACGCUCUCGCUGCACAAGCAGGCGCCGCCGGCGUCCAUCUUUUGCUUUCCCCACGACGUGCGCACGCUCAGCGACGCCGACCUCGUUGCGCACGGCGACCUCCUCGCGCGCCGCUUCCUCCGCCUCUGCGGCAGCACCAAGCACAUGCAGCACAGCGGGCACCGCCCGGUGGUGGCCAAGUACGACAAGGCCGCACACCUCUACACGGUCCACGCGGUCGUCGAAGUCGAGCACAGCAGCGUCAACGAGAUCAUCGAGCUCCUCGCCGGCGACAUGGACCCGUCGACCGCGCACCACGGCUUUAACGUCUUCAUGGCGCGUGUCUUCGGCGCGGACCUCGUGGCGACCACCGACGUCCGCCGCUGCGCACCGACCGAGCCGACGACCAGUGACGACGACGACGACAGCGAUGAUGUGCUGAGCGACGAUGUUCACGAUGCGGCCACGAGCACGCUCGCCCGCCUCGCGCGCGCGGGCGUCGACGGCUGCGCGUCCGUCAAGCAGUCAGUGUUUGCGCACCACGGUCUCUUUACCAAGCGGCAAUCCGAAUGGCUCGUGCUCGACUACGCCAAGCAGCUCAGCGACAAGUCGUUUGUCCGCGUCUUCAAGAGCGUCGACAACAACGUCUCGCACCCGACGCUCGAGCGCAAGGGCCACAAGAAGACGCGGGUCAUGACGCGCCACAAGCACCUCCUCUUUGGCUUCCACGUCGAAGAGGUGCAGGGCGUCUGCCGCAUCACGUUCCACGCCUCCCACUUCAGCCUGCACGCGCAAAAAGAGACCCAAAUGUACCUCGAGCGCAUGGCGGGCUCGCUGAGCGGGAUGCCGUCGCUCCUCUUUCGCCGCCGCCUCGGACGCCGCCUCACGACGCGCCGGCUCAAGAUCCCCGAGCUCACGCGGUCGUGUGCUGGCUGCAACGCGCUCCUCGGCGCUCGCAAGUCGGUCUGCCGGCUCUGCAACGAGUACUACUGCUUUGACUGCACGAGCGUCCAGCGCGCCGAGACGGCCGUGCACGUGCCACUCCUCGAGCUCCGCGUCUGCCACGACUGCGUUCAGCGCGCCAAGGACGGCAGCGACGUCGACUUUACCACCGACCACGUCGACCUCGCGCCGUUCAUCAACAGCGGCUGCCACGACCCGGCGUGGCUUUUUGCGAUUUCGGAUCGCGCCAUGUUCCGCAUCAGCGAAGGCACGUCCGAUGGCGCCAGCACGCCCACGUGGCCCGACCCGUAGCGCUGCUGCCAACCUCUAUCUAUUCCUAGCCGGUCCCCACUAGACGACUAAUCUGCACCGUAUAAUAUCUUAUUGCGCCCGUCGGAUCGAACGACGGGCUCGCGUCA
Molecule: messenger RNA, 1524 nt
Organism: Saprolegnia diclina VS20
Lineage: Eukaryota; Oomycota; Saprolegniomycetes; Saprolegniales; Saprolegniaceae
Exons: 2
Coding region: 125-1417 (430 amino acids)
Source: RefSeq, a predicted model, not a curated record